This is a messenger RNA of Frieseomelitta varia, 4137 nucleotides long. RefSeq lists its product as uncharacterized. Gene Ontology annotation, cellular component: extracellular region. Lineage: Eukaryota; Metazoa; Arthropoda; Insecta; Hymenoptera; Apidae. Gene Ontology annotation, biological process: chitin catabolic process; carbohydrate metabolic process. The coding region runs from base 108 to 2339 and encodes 743 amino acids. The transcript is spliced from 11 exons. The record is from RefSeq and is a predicted model, not a curated record. Gene Ontology annotation, molecular function: chitinase activity; chitin binding.
AAGACAAAAUGAGAUAAUAAAAAUAAUAAGAUAAUAACAUAAUAAAAUCCAUAAUAUAUUAUAUAAGAUCAUAUGAAAAAGGAUACGGUUCAUUUUUUAAUUAAAUUAUGUCAACAAAUUAUCCAUACGUAUACCAAAUAUGUUUGGAUAUGGAACAAAUUGGAGAAUCACAUACAAAUCUUGUGGGUUUUAAACCACUCACUAUUUUAAUGGAAAUCAUUGGAGCAAUACUAAUAAUUUUGGUUGUAAUUUGGUGUGGUAAAUAUAGACAUGGCUUUACUUGGAGUUCUAAUCCAGCAUUAGAAUUCAAUUGGCAUCCUCUUUUAAUGGUUAUUGGAUUCGUUUUUUUAUAUGCCAAUGGUAUGUUAAUAUAUAGAACACAAAGAAAUACUCGAAAACGAAGACUGAAACUGAUCCAUGCAGGCAUAAUGUUAUUAACUAUAGCAUUAGUUGUAAUUUCUCUUGUGGCUGUGUUUGACAGCCACAACUUGAAUCCAGUACCAAUUCCAAACAUGUAUAGUCUUCACAGUUGGAUUGGGAUCACUAGUGUAAUUUUAUUUUGCUGUCAGUGGCUUGCUGGCUUUCUGUCUUUCCUGUUUCCGGGAUUACAAGUUUCAUUACGAUCCGCUUACAUGCCAAUUCAUGUGUACUUUGGAAUUACAGGAUUUGUUGGUGUAAUUGCUUCUUGUCUCUUAGGGCUUAAUGAAAAAGCAAUUUUUGCUCUAGGAAAUGAUUAUUCACAACUUGUUGGUGAAGCAGUGUUAAUUAAUGUAAUUGGACUUCUCUUAAUCCUUUUUGGUGGAUUAGCAGUUUAUUUGGUGACACGAGAACAUUAUAAACGUUUUCCUAAACCAGAAGAUGAAGCAUUAGUUGGUAGCAGAACUCAACGUCCUCAAGCGUCAAUCUCGACGAACAUUGUGCGUUCAAUGGUUAACCAAAUUCCUGUGCCGCAGGCCAAAUAUGAAUUGUUAACAGACGUUCGCCAACCACGUUGGAGAACACAAAUUGUUUGCUUGGUAUUAGUAUCUUUGGUACUUGGAGCUCUUUUCGUGACACGUGCGUGGUUAGGGAUUAUUAUCCUUCGCUCUCCAAGAGCGAAAACAUUUGAUACAGAAACAUCAGCGGACAAUGCCAAGAUUGCUACGUGGUUACGUCGGGCUCGGAUGUACGCCGAGUCGACGAAGGAGAACCAGAAUGCGGACAGGAACAACAGCAUCAGUUCGCCACAACACUACUACACCAAUUCCUCAGGGCAGAUCAUUGUCUGUUAUUACACCAUAUCGAGCGACCUGAACACGUUCUGGGAGCUCAGUCCGUCGCACAUUGACCCUUAUCUUUGUACGCAUAUUAUCGUGGGUUUUGCGGGCGUGGUGAAUUGCAGCCUUGAUUUGGGCAGCAAUUCAUUGAUCUACAAAGAAGUCAUUGCUUUGAAGAAGCUACAACCUCAAUUAAGGGUCAUGAUUAGUGCUGGCGGUAGUAAUGAGCUCCAUUUAGGUUUUUCAGAAAUGGUAAAAAAUCAUGCAAAUAGGAAAAGAUUUAUAAAGUCUGUUUUAAAUGUGACAAAGACAUUUGGGUUUGAUGGAUUAGACUUAGAUUGGGAAUUCCCUGCAUGGCUCGGAGCCGAUGAACGUGAAAAGAUUCGUUUCGUACAAUUAUUAGAGGAAUUGCGAAGAGAAUUUUACCGCGCCAAAGAAAUGUUGAUUUUAUCUGUUGCGGUAGCUGCUCCCCAAGCUAUUGUUGAUCAAAGUUAUAUAGUCGCAGAAAUGGCAAAGUAUGUAGAUUUUGUGAACUUGAUGUCAUAUGACUAUCAUUUUUAUGUGUGGUACUAUCCAAUUACUGGACUGAAUGCACCGCUUUUCUCACGCGCUGCUGAAUCUGGCUAUCUUUCUACCUUAAAUGUUAAUUUCUCAGUUCAUUAUUGGCUUUCAAAAGGGAUGCCAAGAGAAAAAUUAAUUGUGGGUAUUCCUACCUACGGUCAUACCUAUAGCCUGGACAAUCCGUUGAAUCAUGAUUUACUCGCACCAGCAAAUGGCUUUGGACAAUUGGGAAAUGUAGGUUUUGUUUCGUAUCCCAUAAUUUGUGAGUUCCUUCAAAAUGGUGCAAAAAGCGUUUUUGAACGAGAAAGUAAAGUUCCCUAUGCUUACAAAGAUAGAGAAUGGAUCUCUUACGACGAUAUUACAAGCGUUUACUAUAAGGCUGAAUGGAUUCGUGCAAACAAUUUUGGAGGUGCAAUGAUAUUGUCUUUAAAUGUUGACGAUUGGAAUAAUACAUGUAAAUUCAAUGAAAGUUUUCCUUUAACUCGUACUAUUAGCAAGAUCCUCAGGUAUCAAGAAGAUUAAUGCAUUUUCAUUUGUCUUUUUUUAUAAUGAUUCACAUUCCAAACAAGAAAAGUUGCAUUCCUUGAAUAAUAUUUGAUUAAUUACUAUUUGUAAUUACUUUUUUUAAACUUCUUACAGUAUUAAAAAAUAUUGUUUAUUCUUUAAAAAAUGUUCAUGCCAUAAAGUACAAUUAUAAUUUUAAAUUAAAGCUAUUAAAUCAAAUAUUAUUAAUCAUAUAUUUAAUUAUUUAUUUCUGUCAUAUUUUAUUUCUUAUUAUUAAAAUAUAAUUUAUAAACAUAUAGGAAAAAAUUAAAGAUAAAUAAUAGAAAAUUUAUUAGCGAGAGUAAUAGUUACGUCUAAAUCAAAUCUCCUUAGAAAUUUUUGAUGGUCACGUAUAACAGAUUGCGCUUUUGUUAUGAAAUUCUAAAGUACAUAAAUGUAGAUAUAAAUAUGGAUAUUAUUAGAAGAAAUUAUCCUCACUUACUCUUUUUUCCAAACAAUGCUUUAAUAUCCGAUAACUAACUACUGGAUAUCUGGAUAGCUUUGCCACUUGCGGUCUUAUUAACUAUACGCAGAUUAAAUUGAGUCCUUACCAUAAAUCGUUCAUAAAUAAAGUAAAAAUGGCAUCGAGCUAAUUGCUUUCAACGAUCCUCGCUAUCAAUAUAUCGUCACAUACAUAUUGUAUUCAUAUGGAUACAAGAAAUAUUAAGAAAAAAUAUUUCCUCUUAUACAAAUUGUUACCAAAUAUUAUUAAUUAUAGUUAACAAUAAUUAUUAUAUUUAUUUAUUUCCAUUGUUGUUCCAUUUUAUUUCACUUCUUUUGAUUGAAAUAUAUUUUAAUUUAAAAUAUAAACUUGUUUUCUAUUUUGCAUAUACAGAUAUAUUAAUCUAAAAAGUCGUCUUAAAAAAGAGAAUUAAAGAAAUUAAAAUAAUAUAAAAAAUUAAAUGUUAAAUAUUAUUUUAAAAAUUGUAAAGCAUUAUGAGCUAAUAAUUUUGGAGGGAUUUAAUAUUAAUUUAUAAUAUAGUACUUAAUAAUAAGUACUACAAUAAGCAAAAAUACGAAAUUUUUAAAAUUAAUAUUUUAAAUAUUUGUCAAAACUUUUAAAAAAUAAUGUUAUUGCGCGAAAUGUUAUAUUUAUAUUAAUGCAACGUAUUUUUAAUUUCAACAAAAGUAAAGAAAUAAUUUGAACUAUAUUAUUUAUUUUAAAAAUAUAGAAACGAUUUUUCUUACUUUUUUUCGAAUUAAUCAAACUAGAAAAAUGUGCCAUAGUACCGUAAAUUUAAAGAAAUAGUUUUAUGUUAAAUUUAAAAAUAUUUAUUGUAUAUAUAUAUAUAUUGUCAGAUUGUGAUGAAGUUGUCUAUUAGAAUGAAAAUAACAACUACCAUGUUAUUUAUUUAAUAUUAAUAAUAAAAAGUAUAUUGUUAAAAAUUAUUGCAAUAAAACUAAGAAAAAUAAGUUGUGGCGUAAUGAAAAUUAGUUAUUGCUAUAACCAAAACCUAGCAGAUCUAACGGAGCAAAGAAAAGAAUGCAGCUUGUACUCGUAAAAAAAAUAGAACAAGUUUAUUAACAAUUAAAAUUUAUUACGAAGAGAAUAAAACAAAAAACAAUAUACUUAGUUUAUCGUAAAAUAAACGGUAUUCUCUUAGUUUUACUGCGGUAAAUGUAAAGAGUUCUAUGAGAUAGUUGUAAGCGUCAAGAUUUCGUCCAUGUUCGAGCAAAAUUUUCGAUUAAUAAAUAUAUAUGUAACUUUUUCAUUUCACUAUGCAUAUCUUCUAUCUAUGUAAUAAAAAGCUUAAUAAAAAGUACUAACUCAAUUUAA